UUUGAAUUGCAUUAUGGGACUUUGAUCGUUCAACCAACUACUUUUGACCUUCAAAAGAUAGAAAAAGUGACUUUUAUUAACAUUUUUAAGAGUUUAAAAGUGAUUUGGGGUUGUAUAUUAAAGUACAAAACAGUGUAAUAAACUGCCAGUACAUUUUCUGUUCCUUCUCUAUACAUCAUUUCUUGUGCAUUAUAUUAUUUCUAACUACUAAAAUGUCAAUAAAAGUCUCUUUGUUAAAAGGUAGAGUUAAAUUUUCAACAUCAAAAGUCAACAGAGCAGAGAUCAACACCCCAUAAUGCACAACCAUAAAUAAAAGGAAAACACAAAAUGUGGAAACUUUUAAUUUAGCAGAUUUUUUUUUUACAAGUAGUUAAUUAACCUUAUAUUAAAUCUAACACACUCUAUUGUUUAGCACACAUCAGUGGUAUGAAAAAGACCCAAUUCAUUCCACCAUCUAGAAAAAGAGCUAUUAAAAAAAAAAAAAAAUGAAAAAAAAAAUUCCUGGUUCCCAAAGAACCAAAUGAGUGAAGUGUCACAGUAACUGCGUGUUAAUAUUUGAAGGUGCAGGUAAAUGUGAGGUCUCAUGGCUGAGGAAAGGUAGAGUCAAAUGGAACGCAUUCAGGCGCUGGAUUGGAACAGACCGACCCCAUGAAACAAAACGCAAAGGUAGGUUCUGAUGGUAGAGUUUCAGGAUUUAUAAACACAAACAGAAGUUGUUUCAUUUUCAUUCUAUUUACCAUCACAGUACCCAAGGUAUCUUCAAUAAGUGCAAGCAAAAAACAUCCAGUAGAUGAGAGUCCUGUGGAUGUCAAGAUGUUUAUCCCAUAUGACUCCGCCAAGCUUUGCAUAACUCAAAUAACAAACGAUAUGAUUGCCAUGAAGAGCAGGCAUCAGGAGAUGAUUCAAGAACUGGAGGAGAACUUUCUCACUGCAUCACGUGUUAAUCAGGAUAAAACAGCUCAUAAAAUGAAGACGUUUUACCAAAAUAAACUCAGUACUCUGAAGAGAGUCCUAGACAUUUACCAGGAAAAGGUGGCCAGAAAAAACGCAUUCUGGGAAGAGAAAGUCAGGACUCUGGAAGAUCUGAAUGAAAGACUUCAGAUGCAACAUACAAUGCUUCAGGAAAGGAACCAAAAUGACUUGGCUUCAUGGGAUAAAGAAAAGAACAAGAUGAUGGAAUUGUUCUCCUCUCGUUUGGAUCUCCUUCACAAUCACCAGGCAUCAACACUGCAGGAGCUGCAUUUGGCCAGGGCAGAGAUGGGGAAGGUCCAGGAGAUGCUUGAGAUCUUGCAGGAGAAGAACGAAUCAGAAAAUGCAUCUGAAGAACAGAUGAGGACCGAGUCAAAUGGCCCACUAGAUGGAGCUCAAGCUCGUCUGGAGAUUUUGAAGGAUAACCUGCAGAAGAGGGAGCGAGAGAUUUCGAUGCUCAUGGAAGGACAAGAGCGUGUGGCAGAUCCUGUUGAACAGUCAGCAUAUGCUCAACUCCUCAGUACUGUCAUCCAACAGGCUCAUCAGGUUUACGCUGAGCUGACAGAGGCUAAGCAGCAGUUUGACCAAAUGGCAGAAGACAACAAGAAAAUUCUGGCCGAGAUUAAAGAAAGCCUUGACCAAACAGUAGUAGAGUCCAACCAGAAGAAUCAUGAGGACCAAGAGACAGAGCCACAAAUCAAUGAUGGAUCCCAGGCCAGUUUGCUCAAUCAUGAGGUCAGACAGCUAGCUUUGGAGUGCAUCAGAUCAGGGGCUAAGCCUACUGUCAUUGAAACUGAUGCAAAUGAGGCAUGGACAGCAGAGAUGGAUGAAGCAGUCAAAAAAUUUGAGGAAGAAUUCCGUAAGAAUGGAUUCCUAAGUUCUGAUAAAAGUGUUGGGCAGCAGCUGUUAUUACUGCAGGCUGAGUUGAAGCAAAUAAAAGAUGAAAACAAAAAGAUUAUUGAAAACUACACAGCUGAAAGGACCCUGAGGAAGAAGUACUACAACAUGGUGGAGGACAUGAAAGGCAAAGUAUACCACAUCCUUACACUUUGAGCAAAGACAGAAAUGAGUUUAUGUAACAACUGCUGCCAGACACAACAUGAACUGGAAUAGCCCUUUUUUGGGUAUGUAUAAUUUAUUUUGAGGCUUUGAGCCAAAUAUCUCCAAGACCCUUGAUUGGUUUCCCAGAAAUUCUUGUUAACUAUUUUGAUAAUUUCUAUUCGUAUCCAACAGUAAUACAAAUGAGUGCCAAAAAGACUGAAAACUACAGGCAUUUUUGCCCAUGUAGGGUUUUGAAUUAUUUGCAAGGCCUUCUCUGUGCACUAAGACUGCAUUUAUUUGAU
This is a messenger RNA of Danio rerio (zebrafish), 2312 nucleotides long. The record is from RefSeq and is a predicted model, not a curated record. NCBI's taxonomy places the organism in Eukaryota, Metazoa, Chordata, Actinopteri, Cypriniformes, Danionidae.